CCAUGUUUCUAUGCAAAACUCGAUGAAAAGAAUGCGGAAAGAAUGGAAAAUGGAGAGGAGAAGAAUGGACGGUAACGCGUCUCGACACGUCGGUCGUUGACACGCGAGGUAAUUGGCGGCCAGUUUCGUGUUAACGGGUCGCGGAGGGUCCCGUGAUGACCCCGAUUCACCGAACCACCGUAUCAAUUCUCUAAACCUAUCACCGCCACCACCGUGCACCACACACACGCUUUAUUUUCCAACUGGAAAGAGAGAGCAGGCUUCGGUAAAUUGGAGCUUGCUAAUCGUAAGAAGAGGUCAGUAGUGCAGUUUAGCCACGGUAUAAGAGCGGCCCCAACACCGCUUUACCCCACUAAAGUAGUUGGAACGUUGCACGGUGCCACCAUGAACGUAGUGCUGAACGUAGUGCCAUUUUUCUUAGCCGCUCGUGUCUUCCUCGAAAGCCCGUGGAUGCACGGGCCCGAGUACAUCUUCCACGUCCAAGUGAACUCGACCGCGAUCCCGGAGGAAGGUAGCUACAUAAGCAUCAGGUUGAACGUCGCGUCCAAAUUGGUGUGCCAGCCGAAACGUUUCCACGCGUUGACCUGCCAUUUUCGCGAGUCGAAGGCGGACAGUUACGUGACGGAAAGUUUGGACCCGGGUUCGCCGGCGAUCCCCGUGAGCCAGGUGUCGAGGCAGGAGGCGUACGAGAUCAAUCAGGAUCAGUUCGAGAUCAGAUUCACGGAGCAGGGGUUGGAUAGCCUGGUUGUGAACGAGAACGUGCAACCGAGGGAGUUGGACAUGAUUCGGGUGAUCGUUGGACAGUUGAACAUAGGCGCUCUGGUAGGGGAGUACGAUCGAACGUUCGAGCUGAUGGAGAACUUCACACAGGGCGAGUGCGUGACCAUGUUCACCGUCGAACGUAACACAGUCGCCGGUUUGAGCCGCGCGGGUCGCAAUUACAUUCUGGAGACGGUGUUCGGGUUGAAGGACGGUCAAUUGGUGGAGAUCAGAAAGAUAAGGAAUCUUCACAUGUGCACGCACAAUGUGCCCUAUUUCUUCGGGAGCGCGGAGGGUAUGAAACAGAUGAGCGACGUGGUGUCAACUGUCAGCUCGUCGGAAAGUCACAUAGCGAUCACCUCGACCGAGUUUAUAUCCGGGACCACGAACGUGAUAACUACCAGCAAGGUGUCCGAGGGGAUGGUUACGACUCUAUACGAGAACAUAAGCGUGAGAUUGGAAUCGAUAUUGGCGGCGAGCAACGAUCCACCGGAAGUGAAGGAUCCGGAGCUGGCAAGCAUGUUCAUAGGUAGAUGGCUGAUGGAGAACUCGAUGGAGGAGGACGAUGGAGACUCGUCGUCGUCGUUGGAGGUUUGAUUUGGAGGGCCUUGAAUGACAAUAAAAUUCAAGUAUACCACUAUUGUUGUAAAUAAUAUUGUAAGUGUGCAUUUGUCGUUCGAUUCUGUAAAUAAUAAAGCGCUCUUUCGUUUGUACAAAUAAA
Apis dorsata (giant honeybee) is the source of this 1480-nucleotide messenger RNA. RefSeq lists its product as uncharacterized. Gene Ontology annotation, molecular function: lipid carrier activity. The record is from RefSeq and is a predicted model, not a curated record. The transcript is spliced from 3 exons. Lineage: Eukaryota; Metazoa; Arthropoda; Insecta; Hymenoptera; Apidae. The coding region runs from base 385 to 1356 and encodes 323 amino acids. Gene Ontology annotation, biological process: lipid transport.